AUGUCCCACUUGACCUCUCACCACACUCUGCCUCCCUUUCCAGAAGGUGAAAAGACCGCGCCGCUCGUUUCUGUAUCUUUCGCCAAGCUCGAAGCUGGAGAAAGAAGUGCCUCAGCAGCGUUCUUUAAGGCCUGUAAAGAGCUGGGCUUUUUCUACCUUGACUUCCUUGGGUCCAAGCUGGGAGAAACCAUUGUGUCUGAGGCGGAGAAACUGAACAAAAUUCAAAAAGAAUUCUUCGCUUUACCUAACGAAGUCAAGGAUGUUUACGGGCGACCCCACCUACACCCUUUCUACGCCUAUCGAUACACUGAAACCGAAGGAAAGGAUGAGAAUGGUGCUUCACUCAGGAAUGCAAACUACAAUCUGCGCAAGGACGAUAUACUGGGCCAAUGUGAACGUCUUGCUUGUCACCCUAUGAUUCUCGACAAUCAAGCUCUCUUCGAAGAUUACGUCAGGCAUUGUCGAGCUGCGGUAAACAUCCUCUUAGAGCACCUCAACACACAUCUUGAGCUUCCGGCAGGAACUCUAGCCAAUCUACAUCGUAUCAACGAGCGUUCCGGUGAUCACGUCCGUUUCACCCAAAACCAGCCACACGCCUUCGACGAGGAGCGUGCACGUCGAGCCGAGCAUACCGAUUUCGGCUCUUUAACCGUUCUUUUCAAUUGGUUGGGUGGUCUGCAAAUUCGUACCCCCGAUACCAAUGAGUGGGUAUAUGUCCGACCCAUCCCUGGGUCUUGCAUCGUCAAUCUCGGUGAUGCUAUGGUCAAAUUUACUGCCGGAAUCUUGCGAUCGAACAUACAUCGCGUCGUGCCAGCGCCCAGCACACAAGCCCACUUGACAAGGAAUAGUUUGGUCUUCUUCACACGCCCCGAAGAUGCUGUCAUCCUCAAAAGAUUGCAAGGCGGUAUCAUCGAUGCACAGCCGCAAUCUAGCGAACCCGAAGCCGAGAUGACAAGUCAUGAUUGGAUCAUGAAGAGGGGUACAGGCCAGCUUCCGGGCAUUUUUACAUCAAAGGGCUUUGAAGAGAGAGUUUAUGAUGCACCAUCACAUAUAGCUCCCUCACGUUCUAUACCUGCUUAA
Molecule: messenger RNA, 1080 nt
Organism: Kwoniella shivajii
Lineage: Eukaryota; Fungi; Basidiomycota; Tremellomycetes; Tremellales; Cryptococcaceae
Exons: 2
Coding region: 1-1080 (359 amino acids)
Molecular function (GO): 2-oxoglutarate-dependent dioxygenase activity
Source: RefSeq, a predicted model, not a curated record